This is a messenger RNA of Cadophora gregata, 2252 nucleotides long. RefSeq lists its product as uncharacterized. NCBI's taxonomy places the organism in Eukaryota, Fungi, Ascomycota, Leotiomycetes, Helotiales, Ploettnerulaceae. Gene Ontology annotation, biological process: inositol catabolic process. The coding region runs from base 1044 to 1982 and encodes 312 amino acids. Gene Ontology annotation, molecular function: inositol oxygenase activity; iron ion binding. Gene Ontology annotation, cellular component: cytoplasm. The transcript has 2 exons. The record is from RefSeq and is a predicted model, not a curated record.
GCGCUCUACUCUAAAAGGCAAUAUUUGAGCUACCUACAGGGUACUGGUACGAGCGCAGGUCACAAGUACUGUCCCCAAGACUCUAAAGCUGAGAUAAACCUUGAGCACAUGAAAGUCACAAGUCACAAGUCACGAAGUACCGAAGACUAGGUAGGAAUGCUGUCCCACAGCGCCUCGGUCCCACAGGUACAGAGUCGUGCAAAUCUCGAAAGGGAAAUUCUCAGCGGUGUCAGUUGCACUAGUCCACUGAGAAUUCCCUUAUUCAGUUCCGACGUUUUCCCGCCCCCCCACCAAACAAGAAGCGGGCAUCCUCGGCAUCGCAUUGUCCUAACGGGGCCAGACCCCUCACUCUCUUCACCUGCUCCCCACCACAUCACACCCCACCGAAAUAACAUCUCGAAUCUAGAGCUCGGAGCAUCACACGCUCACGAAACAGCCCUUGUACCCUCUACAGGCAAGGCAAGGCAAGGCAAGGCAAGGCCAAAGCUCUUAAACCGCACUAGAAACAUUUCGACUAUACCGGAAAAAACUUGCUCUCAUGUCACGAUGCGAGCUUCUCCAGGUUCCCUAUUGUUCUACGUCUCUCUCCCUCUCAUGUCUGGCUAAUCACGGUAGACGUAAUGUCAUAGACCCAUACUCUACAUGCUACCUAUCCACGGCCGGAGAAAAGUAUGGGGACACUAGGUUUAAAACGCUGCUUAGGCAUGUACUAGUGUACCGCUCGCAGAACGUUUCUGGCAAUUUACACCGGUAGGGCAAAAGCUUGCUUUAAAGAGUUUAUACUGAGUUAUGUCGUGCGGUGGUUGCUCGAAUUCUAUUUAUCACUUCGUCCCCAUCAUCUGCUUGUAGUUCUGUACUUCAGUCCUUUCAUAUUUUUCGAUCAAUCACUUCCUUCUCACAUUCGCAUCUCGAGUUACGUUUUUCGAACACCGAAGUACGAGCAGCUGUCACACAGAGCACUCAAACCCUAAAAGCUCAAAUAUCCUCGAUCUCGACUUAAAAGUUCCUCAUCUUCUUUUUACAUCACCCACACAUUCUUCACUAUGGCCCCUUCAGCAAUCAGCGUCUACCCCCAACGCGAUGGCGCUGAUCUCGAGGAGGUCUCUGACCUGGUAGAUGAGAUCAAUGUCAUGAAAGCCGAGAUCAAGAAGAAAGAAGCCAAAGCCGCCACCGACGAGAAGGCUCGCUUCGACGUUGAGAAAGACAAGACCCAAUUCCGCAACUACCUCGAGAGCAACACCAGAGUUUACGGCCUCUACAAGACCCAGCACGAGAAUCAGACCGUGGCAUUCAACCGCGAGGUCCGUGAGAAGUUCCGCACCACCACCCGCGCUGAGAUGACCGUCUGGGAAGCCAUGGAGAAGCUCAACACCUUCAUCGACGAGUCUGAUCCCGACACUAGCCUCUCCCAGAUUGAGCACUUGAUCCAGUCUGCUGAGGCUAUGCGCAGAGAUGGCAAGCCCCGCUGGAUGCAAGUCACUGGCCUCGUCCACGAUCUCGGAAAGCUUCUCUUCUUCUACGGUGCCAACGGCCAAUGGGAUGUCGUUGGCGAUACCUUCCCUGUCGGCUGUGCCUUCAGUGAUCAGAUCGUCUAUCCUGAGACUAUGAAGGGCAACCCAGAUUACAACAACCCUGAAUACAACACUAAGUACGGUAUCUACGAGCCUGAAUGUGGUAUGGACAACGUCAUGCUCUCGUGGGGUCACGACGAGUACUUGUAUCAUGUCUUCAAGGACCAAUCCACCCUUCCUGAUGAGGCCCUCGCUAUGAUCCGCUACCACUCUUUCUACCCAUGGCACCAACAAGGUGCUUACGAGUACUUUAUGAACGAGAAGGAUCAUGCAAUGCUGGCGGCUGUAAAGGAGUUCAACCCUUAUGAUCUGUAUAGUAAGAGUGACGAGGUUCCCAGUGUUGAAGAACUCAAGCCAUACUACCUCGAUCUCAUCGAUGAGUUCUUCCCACAGAAGGUCAUCAAGUGGUAGAUCAGUCUGUCUUGACCUAGUGAGGUCACAGUCAGAUCAUGCAUAUCAAAAAUAGGAAGUGAGCAAGGAGUUACAGCGUACAGUGAACUAAGCAUCUUAGAAAUGAAGAUUAAGAUCACGCUUCUAGCAGCUAGAUCAUAGUUUCAGGCAGAGCUAGAUAUUCACGAUUUUUUUUUCUUUUUUAAGCAAGGAACUCUCAUAUAAGGAAUAGAAAGCUCGAAUAGGCUAGGAUUAUAUGUCUAGGUAGCUGGUAUUAGAUAUAACAUAGGG